CUCCACGCUCCUCCACGCGCAGCUUCUCCUCCUUUGGUUUCGUCCAGACCCAGACCGAACCUCUCUGUCUUUCUUAUUACAUGAGUUCUGUCGCCUCACUUCUAUGCUUCUCUAGAUGCAUCUUGUCCUUCCAGACGGAGAAGCUCAGUUGGUUGUUGAAUUUUCGCUUUCAUGGAUCAAACUCAUAGUGAAACAAUAAUCAAAACCGAUUAUUUCCCCUGCGAAUCAUCAUAUGCCGCUUACUGUUUAUGCCGUCUUCUCCUUACCGCGGUCUCACUGUAACCGAGCUUCGCAAGUUCGUUCCCAAAUCUUGGAAACAACAGCCACCGAGACACAACAUCGAUGAAACUUCAGUAGUUCUUCCGGUUGCUCUGUUCAAAUCUCUCAUCUCCCAAGGUCGUCUCUCUGAAGCUUUCAGAGCUUUCUCUCUUCUCCUUGGUCGUCGUCACCAGUCUGGUUCUCAUGAAUUGGUUUUGCAAUCUGCUGCUUCCCUUUUAUCUACUUGCGUGGAGCUUAACGAGUUUCUUCCAGGGCAGCAGAUUCAUGCUCAUUGUAUCUCCUCAGGUCUGGAGUUUGAUCAUGUUCUGGUCCCAAAGCUUGUUACUUUCUACUCUGCCUUUAAUCUCCUUCAUGAAGCUAAGACCAUUACUGAGAGAUCUGGUGGCAUUUUCCAUCCCUUGCCGUGGAAUGUGCUCAUCGGUUCUUAUGUUAGGAACAAACGUUUUGUUGAGGCAGUCUCUGCUUACAAGCGAAUGGUUAGUAAAGGAAUUAAACCUGAUGCGUUUACUUACCCGUCUGUUCUCAAGGCCUGUGGAGCGUUGCUUGAUUUUGCAUCUGGAAGAGUGGUUCAUGCCUCCGUUGAGGUUAGCUCUCACAGGGGGAGCUUGUAUGUAUGCAAUGCGUUGAUAUCUAUGUAUACGAGAUUUGGUAAUGUGGAUAUUGCGCGGAAAUUGUUUGACAUGAUGUCUGAAAGGGAUGCUGUCUCGUGGAAUACAUUGAUUAACUGUUAUGCUUGUCAAGGCAAGUGGGAGGAAGCUCUUAAUUUUUUCGAUAGGAUGAGUCUUUCUGGUGUAGAAGCGACUGUUGUAACUUGGAACACAUUAGCUGGUGGUUUUCUGCAGAGAGGAGACUAUGUAGAGGCUUUGCGUUUUGUCGCUAAGAUGAGAAAUCACAAUGUAAGUUUAGAUUCUGUAGCUAUGAUUAAUGGUUUGAAGGCAUGCUCGCAUAUUGGAGCGAUACGGUGGGGUAAAGAGUUCCAUUGCCUUGCGAUACGUAGCUGUUACUACGCUGGUGGAAUCGGUGGUAACCUUGGAAACUCGUUGAUCACAAUGUACUCAAGAUGUGGUGAUCUUAAGCACGCCUUUAUAGUGUUUCAGCAGAUGGAAGCGAGUGAUUUGAGUAAAUGGAACUCUAUCAUCUCUGGUUAUGCGCACAACGAGAGAUCAGAAGAAACAUGUUUCCUGCUCAAGGAGAUGAUGCUCGCUGGCUUUCACCCAAAUCACGUCACUCUUGCAAGCAUUCUCGCGCUCUGUGCUAGAGUGGCAAACCUGCAACAUGGGAAAGAGCUGCACUGCUACAUCCUGAGGCGCCAAAGCUGCUUCAAGGACAGCUUAAUCACGUGGAACUCUCUUGUUGAUAUGUAUGCAAAAUCCGGAAAAAUGGGAGCUGCCAAGCGGGUAUUUGAGUCGAUGAGGGAGAGGGAUAAAGUGACAUACACUUCUUUGAUAGAUGGAUACGGUAUGGUGGGUAAAGGAGAAGUAGCCUUGGCGUGGUUCAAGGAAAUGAUCAGAUCCGGUGUUGAACCUGAUCAUGUAACCAUGGUUGCAGUUUUAUCAGCUUGUAGCCAUUCUGGUUUAGUGAGUGAAGGAGAAAUGCAGUUUAAGAAGAUGCAGUAUAUGUUUGGUAUAGUCCCUCGCCUUGAACACUAUUCUUGUAUGGUUGAUCUCUACUGCAGAGCAGGUCUGCUUGUUAACGCCAGAGAUGUAAUCCGCAGAAUCCCUUACGAGCCGUCUCGUGCUAUGUGUGCUACUCUGAUAAUAGCUUGUUUGGUCCACGGGAGCAAGGACAUUGGUGAGUGGGCUGCAGAUCUGCUACGGGAGAUGGAGCCAGUGAAUUGGGGACACUGUUUGUUGAUUGCAGAUAUGUAUACAGCUUCUGGUUCUUGGAGCAAGGUUGAAGAGGUGAAGAGGUUGAUGAGUGUGCGAGUUGCUCAUCAUGAGUUUGCUUUGGUGGAAAGAGGACUGAGUAAGCCAGUGAUUGAUACUGUUGGUUCUUCUGCUAUCAGUCCGGAGCAAAGUUCAGACGAAGAGCGUCUUGUAGAAGUAGGAUAAAGUUUAAGUUGGUCUUGAGGUUUCUAAAUAUGUUACUUGAAACAAUAUACACGAUCUAAUAAGAUUACUAUUUUUACAACUUACCAGGAAAUCUAUUUUUCGAGUUGUGGAUAAAACAAUUGUGAACAAUAUUGCAGAUUGGUG
Eruca vesicaria subsp. sativa (arugula) is the source of this 2474-nucleotide messenger RNA. The record is from the annotation of a GenBank genome assembly. Lineage: Eukaryota; Viridiplantae; Streptophyta; Magnoliopsida; Brassicales; Brassicaceae.